Molecule: messenger RNA, 1108 nt
Organism: Ilyonectria robusta
Lineage: Eukaryota; Fungi; Ascomycota; Sordariomycetes; Hypocreales; Nectriaceae
Product: ankyrin repeat-containing domain protein
Exons: 1
Coding region: 69-1028 (319 amino acids)
Cellular component (GO): nucleus; cytoplasm
Molecular function (GO): protein binding
Source: RefSeq, a predicted model, not a curated record
CAAGAUCCCAACAUCAACCCUUGGACGACAUAGCGCUCAGAACCCAGAAAGCAAUCCAUUCGUCAACAAUGUCCAAGGAUCCGCCUUCGUAUCCGCAAAAUCACCUCCACCAGCUCAUCAAGGCCCGGGAUCUCGGUGCACUCUCCGACUUCUUCUCAAAUGCAUUCCCGCAGCUCUCAGUUGAGAUACAAGAGUUCUAUACCCCCUACACCGCGCUUCCUUAUGGACCUAGGGCGCUUUUGAGUGCUGCCGUGGAUGCUGAAUCACCGGAGAUCUUCAAGCUAGUGUGGGAUACGCUGUAUGUGCCUCAUCUCGUCGACGAGGCCGCGGCUGCUGCCCGUCCGCCGCAUUCAGAGUUUGGCGACGCGCCAGAGCAGAUCCCAUGGGAAUGCCUGAGGAAAAAUGCACUCAAAGGCAACAUUCCACUUGCGCGUGCAUUUGUGAGCUGUGAACCGUCGGCACUUGCUCGAAUCCCCCCAGUUUCAUACCUCCAUGGCUUCCGGGCCGGCAGCCAAAUCACGUCGGCUAUCAUCAGGGGGAAUCUCGAAUAUGUCGAUUUCAUGUGCUCCCAGGGUGUUGACAUCAACCACGAAUGGCCUCGUGUGAGGAUACUGCGAUACGUCGCUCAGCUAGAGCAGACCGACGAUCAACUCUUAGCUAGGCUGCGCUGGCUGGUCGAGAGAGGCGCGCGGAUAAACGGUUCGGGCGCCUUGCAAAUGCUGGCGGGAUUCUCUGUGGAAGGAGUCAGGAUCCUCCUGGACGCUGGCGCUGAUGUGGAGGAUUUGGAGGUGGCGGGGCAAGAUGGAAAGAUGUAUUCUGGUAAACCACCAGAAUCAGCCCUCAUUUGCGCAGCCAGACAAGGACAAGUAGAGAUAGUGAAGUUAUUGUUGGAGCGAGGGGCAGACGUUAGCCGCGAGAACAGCCAAGGGAAGACUGCAUUAAGCGUGGCCGAGGCUGAGGGCAAGAACGAGAUUUGUGUCAUCUUGAGGGAACAUUCAAUUGCUUCAGAGCCGAUAAUCCAAGAAUAAAGGACAUCAGUCCGUUGAUUCUACCAUUCAAUCACAAGACACCAGACAGAGGCACCAGACUCAGCUAUCAACUCAAUCAA